Eutrema salsugineum is the source of this 1431-nucleotide messenger RNA. RefSeq names its product phosphatidylinositol 4-phosphate 5-kinase 1. The record is from RefSeq and is a predicted model, not a curated record. The coding region runs from base 59 to 1174 and encodes 371 amino acids. The transcript is spliced from 7 exons. NCBI's taxonomy places the organism in Eukaryota, Viridiplantae, Streptophyta, Magnoliopsida, Brassicales, Brassicaceae. Gene Ontology annotation, molecular function: phosphatidylinositol kinase activity. Gene Ontology annotation, biological process: phosphatidylinositol metabolic process.
UUGGAAAUAUAGGUAUUCUGUUGGCAAACAUGCUUCGAUUGUUCGAGACCUUAAACAGAUGGAUUUCGAUCCAAAGGAGAAGUUUUGGACAAGGUUUCCGCCGGAAGGUACUAAGACUACACCGCCGCAUCAGUCAGUUGAUUUCCGGUGGAAGGAUUAUUGCCCUUUGGUGUUCAGACGUCUCAGGGAUCUUUUCCAAGUGGAUCCAGCUGAGUACAUGCUGGCCAUAUGUGGAAACGAUGCUCUUAGGGAAUUAUCUUCACCUGGAAAGAGUGGAAGCUUCUUUUACCUAACUCAAGAUGAUAGGUUUAUGAUCAAGACGGUCAAGAAAUCGGAAGUCAAGGUUCUUCUAAGAAUGCUUCCAAGUUACUACAAACAUGUCUGCCAAUACGAAAACUCCCUCGUCACUAGAUUCUACGGUGUUCAUUGUGUGAAACCCGUUGGUGGCCAGAAGAUUCGGUUUAUCGUCAUGGGAAACUUGUUCUGCUCCGAGUAUAGAAUCCAGAGACGGUUUGACCUCAAAGGGUCUUCCCAUGGGCGGAGUACUGCAAAGCCUGAAGGAGAAAUUGAUGAGACCACUACACUCAAGGACCUUGAUCUCAAUUUUGCUUUCCGUCUUCAGAGAAAUUGGUAUCAAGAGCUCAUGAAGCAAAUUAAACGCGACUGUGAGUUCUUGGAAGCGGAGAGAAUAAUGGAUUAUAGCCUUUUAGUUGGCGUUCACUUCCGUGACGACAACACAGGAGAAAAGAUGGGACUUUCUCCAUUCGUUUUGAGAUCUGGUAGGAUAGAUUCAUAUCAGAAUGAGAAGUUCAUGCGUGGUUGUCGCUUCCUAGAGGCUGAACUUCAAGACAUGGACCGGAUUUUAGCUGGCAGGAAACCAUCGAUAAGAUUAGGCGCAAACAUGCCAGCAAGAGCGGAAAGAAUGGCUCGAAGAAGCGAUUUUGAUCAGUAUACAUCAGGAGGAGCGACUCAUCCAUCUCACGGUGAGAUGUACGAAGUGGUUCUGUACUUUGGAGUCAUAGACAUCUUGCAAGACUACGACAUAACCAAGAAGAUCGAGCAUGCGUAUAAGUCGUUACAAGCCGAUCCUGCUUCAAUAUCAGCCGUUGAUCCUAAACUCUAUUCCAAGAGGUUCAGAGAUUUCAUCAGUAGGAUCUUCAUCGAAGACGGCUAAAAGAUGAUGAUGAUGAUAUAAGAAGGCUCAAGGAUUUUAACUAACAGUCUCGGCUUUUGUGGUUCCACGGAAAUGUGAAGAAGGCUGCGCCGGGAAGGGUAAAAAGGUAAUCUCAAAAGAGAAGGAGAAGGCGAUUUGGAUUUUUAAUUACAUAUUUUUGAGAUGAUCAACCAAAGUUUUGGGUUGGGGUGGAAGUUUUAUCUAUUUUUGUGGUGAGCGAUAUACUCUAUUAUAUAUAUGUGAAUAUAGAUUGUGAA